UAUUACAAACAUGAACAAAUUAAGCAUUUAAAUUCCAAAUCAUAGCGUACUGUAACUUUUAUUUCAUACGCAACGAUAUUUGUCUAUUUGAGUAAUUCGAUUAAAAGAGAAAUAAGAAGGGAAAAGAUACCAUCUCUAUAAAACAUUCGAUGUCUACGCGAUAUUGUAGGUGUGUAAGGGUUGAUACGUUCUGCCAGCGCUCUUUGUACUAAGCAGGCAAACAAUAAUUAUACGUACAGCAAGAGAAUAUGUAAUAGAAUAUCUUAUAGAGUAUUCGCAACAUUGUGACAUAAAAUAAGGGAAAUAUAAUCGCUUACAUUCUUAUUCACUGAACGGCUUCCAUGACCUUUCUGACAUAAAUGUGAAUAAAAAUUUUAUUCUCUCAAUGGGAAUAUGACAAUAUGCUUAUAAGGGUAAAUGUACCCCUUGAUCAUUAAAAAUAAGACAACCGUCGCAUACUAUAUAGCCGUCAUUACGCUAUUCGCAUAAACGGAAAAUAAACGUAUACUGUAAUAAAUUAUAAUAGACUCUAUGACUAAUAACCGUCUAAUGACACAAGACUAAGAAGUAAAAACGAAUAAACUCAUAGUCUCUUGUAACAUGAGUAUAUAAUUUUAUUUAGUUGAAAUUUAAUUGUCUUUAUUAAACAAUAUUAAAACAAACUUACAUCUAUUACUUCUGUUGCAUUGCUAAAAAUGUGAAAAGUAGCAUUCUGAAAAACUGCGGUUUGCGAUAGAUAUUUGUAACUUUUUUUUUCUCUCUUUAAUAUAUUUUAUACAGCUGUGAUAUCGAUUGUUAUUUUAUAAUAAUUUAAGAGUAAAGAGCUCCUCUCAAUAUUAAAACAAAUUAAAAAAUCAUAAUUUGUAUAAAAUAAUAAUAAAUAAUUUAUAACAAAUAAUUUUUGACAUGUAGGAACACGUUAUAUUUGUGUGCAACAUCUCAGUAAGCUGAUUAUAGAGAGAGUUGCGAAUAUGCAAAUGUUUUCUCUAAAUUUUUUAAUGUAUACUGUCGGUGGUGUAUGGAGGCCGGUCAAGUGGUCAUCGAACAUUGCUAAGCUAUUGUAUAAUAUGUUUACCUUUAUUGCAAUAUUCUUGUUAUAUUUUUUGAUGAUAACUCAAUUCAUGGAUAUCAUUCUUGUUGUCGAUAAUAUCGAUGAUUUUGCAACGAAUACUUUAAUGUUUUUGACUAUUGUUGCUGUUUCUUGUAAAGCGACUAUCGUUGUAGCACGUCGAAAUGCAAUCAUCGCCUUAGUGCAAGUAUUAAUGACGGCACCUUGUAAGCCUCAAAACGAGGAUGAAGUGGCGAUACAAACAAAAUUUGAUAAGUUUAUCAGAUCGUGCUCGAUAAAAUAUUCUCUUUUAGCAACUUGUUCUUGCAGUGGCGUUACAAUAAGAUCUUUUCUAAAUGCUGUGAAUGGUUAUUUACCUUAUCGAGUAUGGCUACCAUACGAUUUUAACACAACUCCAUACGUGUUUUGGAUUACAUCUCUCCAACAAAUUAUAGCUGUGAUUUUGUGUACCAUCAUAAAUGUCGGCACGGAAACUCUAGUUUUUGGAAUGUUUCUGCAAACAUGCGCUCAAUUUGAAAUCUUUGAAAAUCGUCUUCAUAAAUUAAUUAUUAAUAAAACUAACAAAUCAAUGACAAAUAAGAUUACAUAUCUGGAAAACUCAUCUCCUUCGUCAAAUAAAGGAAAGGCGAUAAUAUCAAAAUACGUACAUCAUCAUCUCGAGAUUUACAAAUAUGCCAGAACGGUAAAUGCUAUAUUCAACCAGGUACUCUUUGUCCAAUUCUUUGGCAGUGUAUUGGUAUUGUGUACAAGUGUAUAUUAUCUAUCAACACACAGUACACUAUCGGAAACAGCUACUUUAAUAAUAUAUACUAUUUGUAUGUUUGUACAAAUUUACGUUUAUUGUUGGUCCGGAAACGAAGUCAUACUUAAGAGUGUGAGGGUAGGGGAUACAAUAUAUAAUAUGAACUGGCCUUUACUGUCGGUGAACGACAGAAAAGAAUUAUUAAUGAUCAUGUUACGCAGUACACUUCCUAUGAAAUUUACCAGUAGCUUCUUAAUAACUUUAUCUCUCCAAUCUUAUAGUAAUGUUAGUAUUCUUAUGUUUUUUUGCAAAUGUAUCUGGUCUUUCGUAUUGAUAUAUCUCUGCAAGGAAGUCCAAAAUAUGCAAAUACUUUCUCUAAAUUUUUUAAUGCAUACCUUUUGUGGUCUAUGGCGACCUAUCAAGUGGUCAUCGAAUAGUGCAAAACUGCUAUAUAACGUAUUUACCUUUAUUGUAAUAUUCUCGCAUUAUCUUUUGAUGUUAACUCAAUUUCUGGAUAUAGUUCUUAUUGUUGAUAAUAUCGAUGAUUUUGCCACUAAUACUUUAAUGUUCUUGACUAUUGUUGCCGUAUGUUGUAAAGCGACUGUCGUUGUUGUGCGGCGGAAUGCGAUCACUAAUUUGGUACAAGUAUUGACGAAGACACCGUGUAAACCUUGUGACGAAGACGAAGCGGCGAUACAAACAAAAUUUGAUAUGUUUAUCAGAUCAUGUUCAAUAAAAUACUUAAUUUUGACAACAAGCUCCGUUACAGGCACUACAAUAGGAUCAGUAUUAAAUAUUAUGCAAGGUCAUUUGCCCUAUCGAAUAUGGCUGCCAUAUAGUGACAAUGUACCUAUGAUGUUUUGGAUUAUAUCCAUUUAUCAAAUUAUAACUGUAAUUUUUUCCGCUAUGAUAAAUACCGGCACAGAUACCUUAGUCGUAGGAUUGCUUUUGCAAACGUGUGCCCAAUUUGAAAUUUUUGAAAGUCGUCUUCACAAAUUAAUAAUCAGUAAAACGAUUAAAUAUCUAGGACAUGCAUUCUCUUCAUCAAAUCAAGACAAGAUAGGGAUAUCGGAGUGUAUACGUCAUCAUCUCAAUAUUUAUAAAUAUGCCAAAACGGUAAAUGUUAUAUUCAACCAGGUGCUCUUCGUUCAAUUCUUUGCAAGCAUGUUGGUGUUAUGUACAAGUGUGUAUUAUUUGUCAAUACAUAUUACAGAACUGUCUGAAGCUGCAACUUUCUUAGUGUACACCAUUGGCAUGUUUGUACAAAUCUACGUUUAUUGCUGGUCUGGAAACGAAGUCAUUCUUAAGAGUGUGAGCGUAGGAGACGCUAUAUAUAGUAUGGAUUGGCCACUAUUAUCAGUUAACGAAAAGAAAGAACUAAUGAUGAUCAUGAUACGAAGUACAAUUCCUGUAAAGUUCACUAGCAGUUUUUUUGUAACUCUGUCUCUCCAGUCUUAUAGCAAUAUUUUAAAGACAUCAUAUUCAGCAUUUAAUAUACUUCAAAAAUAAAAUAUAAAUAACUAAAAAUGUAGUUGUUACGUAGAUUCUUAUAAAUUAGUAAAUUCUAAUCCUAAAAUAUCUACGUAUUUAUUUCAACCUUACUCGAUCCUGCACGUCUAGGAAUAAUGACGCUAUUUUAUACACACAUUGAAGAUACAUUUUGUACCAUGUAAUAAAAUUCACAUUUUGAUUUCAUAUAAUACAAGAAGCACUAAUUUAGGUUUUAACAUGGAGUCGAGGAAAAUAAUUUCUCAAGUACGUUAUAAGCGAUAUAUUAUUAUACUCUUACAGCUAGUAUAUAGUUAUUGAAUGGUCACUUGCCGUAGUCAGCCUACGUUCAAACAAUCAACUUGGAACAUAUAUAAAUAUAUUAUAUAAUAGUCAUGUCGCUCACAUUGUUUCUUAUUUUAUGCUAUAAUGUAAGGCGUUGCAAGAAGUACGAUCUACCAGUAAGUUCUGGUAAAAUAAAAAUAAUAUAAAUAUUUUAUUCGAGGGGAAUAAGAAUGUGCGUGACACUGUAAAGAACGUGUAUCAACCUUCGAUGGCGAUUGUAAGUAGAAAAAAACUUCAUAAUUAUAGUUUAUAGGAGUGGAAAGAAACGUGCGUCUCGUAAUAAAUAUCUAAUUGACUUUAUGUCAAUUUUUUAUAGACAAUUUAAUGGUACUAUGGCAAAGAAGUUCAAGUGCGUAAGACUAUACGUAGUCUGCCGUAAGACGCGCUUCGUUUUCAUUUAAAUAGAAUUUGUUAAAUUUUACAAUAAUAAAAUAUGAUGUUAGUAUUGUUAAGUUUGUUAUGUUAAGAGCCAAAGAUUUGAAAAAGAGUGCACGAUAGUGCAUGGCUCUAAACAUUAAUAUUGUUUUUUUUGUAUUCGCAUGAAUAAACGCGCGAAUUAUUAUUACAAUUGAAUAACUCUCAUUCUUCCAAGAUUAUAUUGUACGCGAUUUAUGUGAAUAAAUAAAGUGUGUUAUAUUUCAAACAAUUCCAUGCAGUGGUAAGUGUGCGAUUUAAACAAUCUACGGAUUUUAUUAAACGCGCAAUUUAUUUCAUAAAAUGUUAUACUGCUUGCUGUAUCAAAUUCAGUUUUUACUUAUAUAAUCAUACCCGUGUGGAAAUUCAUCUUAGACUCAAAAACCA
Messenger RNA from Monomorium pharaonis (pharaoh ant), 4445 nucleotides. RefSeq lists its product as uncharacterized. Gene Ontology annotation, biological process: detection of chemical stimulus involved in sensory perception of smell; sensory perception of smell. Gene Ontology annotation, cellular component: plasma membrane. Gene Ontology annotation, molecular function: odorant binding; olfactory receptor activity. The transcript has 9 exons. NCBI's taxonomy places the organism in Eukaryota, Metazoa, Arthropoda, Insecta, Hymenoptera, Formicidae. The coding region runs from base 972 to 3320 and encodes 782 amino acids. The record is from RefSeq and is a predicted model, not a curated record.